Messenger RNA from Psylliodes chrysocephalus, 553 nucleotides. NCBI's taxonomy places the organism in Eukaryota, Metazoa, Arthropoda, Insecta, Coleoptera, Chrysomelidae. The record is from the annotation of a GenBank genome assembly.
CGCUAGUAUAUUACGCUAGGAAUUCAGUUGUUAUGACCCUGUCUAUGUCUACGGCUGCGGAAUGAAUAAGUUAUUGCUCUUUUGGAUAUUGAUGAAUUUAAGUCUGGUUUGCACGAAACAAAUUCCAAAAAAAGAAAAAUUUAGUAAUCAAGAUAUAGAAGUUUCAGAUAGUAACUUUAGCUACAAAUAUAUAAAACCAAUAGGACCUUAUACUGAUGAACUAAAUGAAGAAAUAACUAAAAAUAAAUAUGCUCACAGUAAGGGUACUUUUUCACAUGAAAAUCCGUUACUAGAAGCUUUAAUUUUAAGUACAAAUCUCCAUUCGAGAGCGAAAAACUUACCGCCAAAUCAUCCAGAUUUACCUCCUAUUAAUCCGUUUUUGGCUCUAUUGUUGUCGCAGUAUGGAAGAUACGUUCCAUUGUAUGGACCAGGAAAAGGCAUCUACGCCUAUCAAGCGUCAAAUGAUUUUCAUAAUAACAAGCCGUUUGGAGCUUACAAAAUUUAUGAAGAUGGUGAAUAAGAAAUAUAUUUAUAAUUUAAUUUUAUACGUUUU